Messenger RNA from Penicillium cosmopolitanum, 2904 nucleotides. RefSeq lists its product as uncharacterized. Lineage: Eukaryota; Fungi; Ascomycota; Eurotiomycetes; Eurotiales; Aspergillaceae. Gene Ontology annotation, molecular function: protein binding; medium-chain fatty acid-CoA ligase activity. The coding region runs from base 1 to 2904 and encodes 967 amino acids. The transcript has 8 exons. The record is from RefSeq and is a predicted model, not a curated record. Gene Ontology annotation, biological process: fatty acid metabolic process.
AUGGUUACAGUUUUGCGAACGCGGGCACGCGCGCUUUCUCUCGAGGUCAUGAGCGCAAUCUUCUAUGACCUCAGAGAUGCGUGCUAUUUCCCCAAGAUAGUUCAAGGUAAGCCCGAGAAAAUUGACUGGACAAUGUACCAAGAGAUGAAUGUUUGCACAUCCAAUUUCAUUACAGAGGCUUUUGCACAGGUCGGACAACAACUGACCCUUAAUCAACAGAACCGUACAGGCAGAAUGUAUAUCGCUCUUGAACGUCUUGGAUGGAAGAUAUUUGCCAUUUGUGCACACUCGAAAGCAUUCCGAGCUGCAAUACAGAGCGUCGUGGAUAAUACAGAAUGGGAUAUAAUUCUUGAAUUUAUCUACCGGGAGAAGCGCAGCAUCGAGACUUUUGCUCGUAGUCGCGACUUGGAUUGGCGUGGUCCCCUUCUUCCUUAUGCGGGAGAUCCGUGGCCUGGACUUCAAGAGGCAUUGACACCUGAUAUUAACCUAGCAACAGAGCACCCGCAUCAUAUAGUACAGACUGAAGAUGGUGGCCUCCGCCAGCCAGUAUUCCCAUGGACAGAAGACGGUGAGCUCCAACCCAAUAUGCAUAGAAAUUUCCUUCAUCCUUCCUUCCCCUUCCAGACUGCAGUCGCAAGCAAACGCAAUGAUAACUUUAGAGAGUGUUUUCUCUGUUUCAAGAAAACCUGCAAGUGCGAACCCAUGUUUGUUCCAGCAGACUUCAUUGAACUCCGAGAGUAUGCUGGCAGGGGGGUAGGAACCCGGGCAUUGAUUAACUUCCCGAAGGGGAUGUGUCUAGGUGAGUUUAAUGGGGUGGUACGCCCGGAAAUUCCUGGAAUGGGUGAUAUAUGGAGUAUGAUAUGGACGGUCCAGAUACGAGAUAAGGACGGCAAUUUAUCCUACGACUACCCCAAUAAACUUGUGGUAGACCCCACGCGCCUGGGUAGUUGGACUCGAUAUUCCAACCACCAUUGCGACCAGUAUAACGCAAGACCUGUUCCAGCUGUGGUGGGAGACCAAGAUUUCCUCGGAUUUAUCACACAUGAGAAUAUUUGCGUGUUUGAUGAGGUGAACAUUACUUACGUUACUUAUACCAUCGGAACCUGGAAGGCUACUAGUAUGCGUGUUUCAAGAGGGAUCUUCGGAGGUCUCCGCUUUGUGCGACAGCUGCAGUCCGUUCACUUGCAUCGACGAACUCUGCUGACCGAGAGCUAUGUGCGUGGCCCAUUGGAUCCGCCCUUGAUUGAGUCGACUGUUGGCGACCACUUCGCGAAAAUAGUGGCUGAACAUGGAGAUCGAACAGCCGUCGUUUCGAAGCACCAGAACGAUCGCGUCACGUAUGCCUCCCUUGACGCCAGAAGCAAUGCAUUUGCCCGGGGAUUAGAAUCGGUGGGUGUGAGGAGGGGCGAAAGAGUGGGUGUAAUGCUAGGGAACUCUAUGGAAUAUGCCGUUGCAACAUAUGCGCUGUUCAAGCUGGGUGCCAUUCUGGUACCACUCAAUCCGUCCUUUAAUGCCACGCAAGUCGUCUCUGCCUUGAGCCACCUUGAGGCGAGCCACCUGAUCAUCAGCGCCGAAUCGAACCUACCUCGCAAAGACCCUCGCAGUAACGUCAAACUUCUCGAGCUUAUGGUCGAAGACCUUUUCAGCUCGAAACUACAGUCCGCACUCAUUCCUUCUCUUGAGAGAAUCAUUCUGGUCAACAACUCCUCCGGCCGAGUAGAUAUAUCGUCCUAUAAAAGCAUCACACCCUUUUCUUCCGUCAUGUCCCAAUUACCUGGAGACUGUCGGCCAUUGCCGGGGCAAGACCUCUCCCCGCAAGAUAUUGUUAACAUUCAAUUUACAUCCGGAACGACCGCAAUGCCAAAGGCGGCUUGCCUCAGUCACCACUCUAUUCUAAAUAACGGUUCCCAAAUCGGCGAUCCAACUCACGGAUCUUGCAUUGUAUUCCCAAGCGAGUCGUUCAAUGCUCGUGCCGCAUUGCAAGCAGUGCAAGAAGAAAAAUGUACAGCACUUUACGGGGUGCCCACGAUGUUUCUCGAGGAGCUUGGUCUCAUUGCCUCGGGUGAAGUUUCCGGAGAUGGCUUUCAGCAAUUGCGAACUGGAAUUGCGGCUGGAAGCAGUAUUCCCGCAGAACUGAUGAAAAAGCUUCAUAAGGUAUUGAACUUGACCGAAUUGACAAUAUGUUAUGGAAUGACAGAAACAAGUCCUGUCUCUGCGAUGACGGCCACCGACGAUCCUAUAUCAAAGAGAAUCAGCACGGUUGGAAGACUGAUGCCACAUGUUGAGGCUAAAAUCGUGGACCCGGUAGACAAAACACAAACCCUUCCAAUUGGAGCCCGGGGAGAGCUGGCGGUUAGCGGCUACCUUCUCAUGAAGGAAUAUUGGGGUGAUCCUGUAAAGACCGCAGAGGUUAUGAUUGCAGAUGCUACUGGGAAGAUGUGGAUGCAUACUGGAGACGAAGCAUCUAUCUCCGAAGAUGGAUAUGUGUCUAUAACUGGCCGCAUCAAGGAUUUGAUUAUCCGAGGCGGGGAGAACAUACAUCCCCUUGAAAUCGAGAAUUGUCUCUUGGCCCACCCUGGUGUUAUUGAUGUCUCUGUUGUCGGCGUACCGGAUGAGCGAUAUGGCGAGGUUGUCGCCAGCUUCAUAUCCGCCCGAGAUCAAGGCUCUAAGAUGGUUACUGCCGAGGAGAUACAGCAAUGGGUGCGUGAGCAUUUGAGCAACCAUCUUGGUACGUACUCUCUUUUGAACGUAGUUUCGGACAUGACUGAUAUUCAAUUUGCUUUACAGUUCCUAAAUACGUAUUCUUUUCUGGGCCCAACGGAAACGUUCCCGAAGACGGCAAGUGGAAAGAUUCAGAAGUUCAAGCUCAAGGAACAGGCGAUCAAGCUGAUCGCGGGUGUUUGA